AAAAAACCACUUGUUUCCUCAUAUUCUCUCUUUAAAAAAAAAAAAAAAAAUCUUUUCUUCUUCUAUCAUCUCCGCAAACUCCAACAUCUCUCGCUCAAAAAGAAGGAGCCAUGAAUGGUGAAGAAAGCUUCGUAGAAGAUUGCUCUGAGUUUGUUGAAGUUGAUCCUUCAGGAAGAUAUGGAAGAUACAAGGAAGUACUUGGCAAGGGAGCUUCGAAGACAGUAUACAGAGCCUUUGAUGAGUACGAAGGGAUAGAAGUGGCAUGGAACCAAGUCAAGCUUCGAAAUUUCACGAGAAAUCCUGAGCAGUUGGACAAAUUCUUCAGAGAGAUUCAUCUGCUCAAGACCUUGAAUCAUCAGAACAUCAUGAGAUUCUAUACUUCAUGGGUUGAUACUGACAAUUUAUCAAUCAAUUUUGUCACUGAACUUUUCACCUCCGGCACUCUUAGACAGUAUAGGUUGAGACAUAGAAGAGUGAAUAUUAAAGCGGUGAAGCAAUGGUGUAAGCAGAUUCUAAAAGGGCUUCUCUAUCUCCAUAGCCGUUCUCCUCCGAUCAUCCAUAGAGAUCUCAAAUGCGAUAACAUCUUCAUCAAUGGAAACCAAGGUGAAGUCAAGAUAGGUGACCUUGGACUCGCUGCUAUUCUUCGUAAAUCACAUGCUGUUCGCUGCGUUGGUACUUUCGAAAACUUCACCUUUAUUGGCUUUUUAAUAAUGUCUUUGAAACAUAACUGGACCUACCUACUUAUGUUUGUGUGUUUGUUUAAAGGAACCCCUGAGUUUAUGGCACCAGAAGUUUAUGAUGAGGAGUACAAUGAGCUGGUUGAUGUAUAUGCUUUUGGAAUGUGCGUGUUAGAGAUGGUCACUUUCGAUUACCCUUACAGUGAAUGCACUCACCCUGCACAAAUCUACAAGAAAGUUACUUCGGGGAAGAAGCCUGAAGCUUUCUACUUAGUGAAGGACCCUGAGGUUCGUGCCUUCGUUGAGAAGUGUUUAGCCACCGUGACGUCUAGGCGUACUGCUUUGGAGCUUUUGCAAGACCCUUUCUUACAAGAUGAUGUUAAUGGAUUUGAUCUGAGACCUACUGAUUACUACAACGGUUAUGAUGAAACUGGUGUGUUCCUUAGACAACCUCUCAUGGAUCCUGAUCAGCUUGAGCCACAGAUAUGUGAGAUCAAUCUUUUCGCUCAAGACGAUGAAGAAGACUCUGACCAUGUCGAUAUUUCGAUUAAAGGGAAGAGAAACGGUAAUGAUGGGAUCUUCUUGAGAUUCAGAAUCUCUGAUGCAGAAGGACGUAUAAGGAACAUAUACUUCCCGUUUGAGACGGCUAUAGACACAGCGUGGAGUGUAGCAGAAGAGAUGGUGUCUGAACUCGACAUAACGAAUCAAGACGUUGCGAAAAUCGCGGAGAUGAUCGAUGCGGAGAUUUCUGCUUUGGUACCUGACUGGAAGAUUGAUGAUCACAACGUUACAGAAAGUGAAUCAAACGUGAACAACAACAAUGGAAGAUUCUGUGGGAACUGUGCUUCUAACGGGUACAUACAAGAGACAGUAUCAUCAAACAGUGAACUCUCGGGAGAAAAAUCUCACCAACAUCAUCAUCAUCAGUUUGAUGACAGAAGCUGUUCUUCGGUACACGGUAGGUUUGAGGAGAUAAGUUACCAAGUGGAAGGAGAAGGACAACACGGAGAUGGAGGCGAUGUUGUUGUUGUGUGUGGAGAAGGUGGUAAUAAUAACAGGAUUCAUUAUGCGGAUAUUUGGGGAUUGAGAGAUUCGCGUUCUGAUGAUGGAGAAGAAGAGCACGGUACGUCGGUGAGUUUGAGUAGGAGGAAGAAGGUAAGAGGUGAGUGGUGGUCGGAGAAUGAGAUAAGGAGAGAGUUGAGAUGGCUAAAGGCAAGACAUAAGAUACAGCUUGAUCAUCAAAGGCUAAAGGCACCGACGGAGUCAGAUUCACCGCCUCUUCUUUAUAGGGCGAUCUCGCUUCCCGUCGACGCCGUUGAUAUAUGAGAUUGUAAUGUUUAAUUACUGAAAGCUGAAACUUACGUUUUAUGAGAACAUCUAAUCGAAAGGGCUUACAGUUCAAAUA
Messenger RNA from Brassica oleracea var. oleracea, 2082 nucleotides. RefSeq names its product serine/threonine-protein kinase WNK2. Bases 111 to 2003 code for a protein of 630 amino acids. Gene Ontology annotation, biological process: protein phosphorylation; intracellular signal transduction. NCBI's taxonomy places the organism in Eukaryota, Viridiplantae, Streptophyta, Magnoliopsida, Brassicales, Brassicaceae. The record is from RefSeq and is a predicted model, not a curated record. Gene Ontology annotation, cellular component: cytoplasm. The transcript has 6 exons. Gene Ontology annotation, molecular function: ATP binding; protein serine/threonine kinase activity.